AUGAGUACUCCAAUCAAGCCAAUGCACACCGAUUUAAGUUAUAAUGAAACUGAAUUAACAACUUCCAAUGUUCAAGUCGACGUUAAAAAUUCAUCCAGUAAUAAUAGCAGUCAUGUCGUCGGUAUUGCUAGAAAAUCAACCGACUUUGACACAGCUACUAAUCAACACAAUAAUCAUACACUCAAUACCCAAUUAACUAAACGGAAUUAUCGCCAUCGUUUUAUAGGCUGCAGUAUUCCUAACUUGUUAAACUUACGCUUUGAAUCCAAGUUAUUAGAAAGUAUUUAUCAACGUUAUUUUUCACGUCAAAAGAUGCAAUCGUUAGAAAUCCUAAUGGCACUAACAUUUUUAGUCAAUGUUGGCCUAUUUAUAUUAUAUGUUGUCUAUGCAGUUAAUAGUACAACUGAACGAUUAAAAAAUAUACGAGCAAAUCAACUAGCUAUUACUGGUAGUUUCGCUUUGUGCAAUGUUAUUACACUAAUACUAAUGAAAAGUAAAGUCUUAAAUAACACUAUUUUAUCAUUUAUACCCCAUUUACUUUGGGCAUUAAUAUUCGGUCAAUUAUUUGCCAACUUAUAUGCAAGUAAUAUCCCCAUCUCUCCGUCUGAUUACAUUGGAUUUCAAAUAUUUUUUACCUUUACUCUUUAUACCAUGUUACCAUUGCGAUUAAGUUGGUGCAUCAUUUUGAAUGCGGCAACAGCUAUUAGCCAUAUCUUGAUCUUGGCUCUAUCAUCACGAAUCAAUUUAACCGAUAUGGGCUCACAGAUCAAACUAUCAUCAAGUAUUCAUAGCAGAACGAAAUAA
Trichoplax adhaerens is the source of this 804-nucleotide messenger RNA. RefSeq lists its product as uncharacterized. Bases 1 to 804 code for a protein of 267 amino acids. The transcript has 2 exons. The record is from RefSeq and is a predicted model, not a curated record. Gene Ontology annotation, molecular function: adenylate cyclase activity. NCBI's taxonomy places the organism in Eukaryota, Metazoa, Placozoa, Uniplacotomia, Trichoplacea, Trichoplacidae. Gene Ontology annotation, biological process: adenylate cyclase-activating G protein-coupled receptor signaling pathway.